Messenger RNA from Gryllus bimaculatus (two-spotted cricket), 1446 nucleotides. Lineage: Eukaryota; Metazoa; Arthropoda; Insecta; Orthoptera; Gryllidae. The record is from the annotation of a GenBank genome assembly.
CCUGAUUGCUGGUCACUGUUGGUCUUGUUUCGUCUGUUUCGUCUCGUGGGUUGGAAGUUGGUGGUGGUGGUGGGUGGAGGUUCUCAUUUGAGAUCAGAAGGACUGAAGCAGAGAAUACACAGUUGUGGAGUAAUAUUUGUUCUGCAAAUUUGAGUUGCAGAAGGAAAAUAUACAGAAAUGGCAAGCGAAGUUUCUCUAUUGAAACUUUGCAAAGGUAUUUUCGGACAGGUUCGACAUGUCCAUGCGACAGCUGCUGUAGCUGCUCAGGCUGCAAGUAAUCCCCGUCUGAAGAAGUUUAAUAUAUAUCGAUGGAACCCUGACAAACCUGAUGAGAAGCCACAGAUGCAAGAAUAUCAGGUUGAUUUGAAUGCGUGUGGGCCAAUGGUUUUGGAUGCAUUAAUUAAAAUAAAGAAUGAAGUUGAUCCGACUCUUACGUUUCGACGCUCGUGCAGGGAGGGCAUUUGUGGUUCUUGUUCCAUGAAUAUUGGAGGUAUUAACACCCUGGCUUGCAUCAGUAAAAUUGAUACGAAUCUGGACAAGGCAACAAAGAUUUACCCUCUUCCGCAUAUGUAUGUGAUUAAAGAUUUGGUGCCUGAUAUGAACAAUUUUUACAUUCAGUAUCGAUCCAUUCAACCCUGGCUGCAACGUAAUAAUGAAGCUGCCAGUGGUACACAGCAAUAUCUUCAGUCAGUGGAUGAUCGUAAGAAAUUGGAUGGUUUGUAUGAAUGUAUUCUUUGUGCCUGCUGCAGUACAUCAUGUCCUUCCUAUUGGUGGAACGGUGACAAGUAUCUGGGACCUGCUGUUCUUAUGCAGGCAUAUCGUUGGAUUAUUGAUUCAAGAGACGAGGCUACUGAGGAGAGGCUGAAUAAGCUGCGGGAUCCGUUUUCUGUGUACAGAUGUCAUACAAUCAUGAACUGUACCAAGACUUGCCCCAAAGGUCUUAAUCCAGGAAAGGCAAUUUCUGAGAUCAAAAAGCUGCUUUCUGGCUUUGCAAAGAAGGACAAGCCAGGCUUGGAUACAGCUGCUUUGCACAAUUAGGCACUGCUGAAAGAAGUGAACUCUGAAUAGUUGAGAGUGUUCUCAUUUUAUGCUUGGUUUAUUUAUUUUAAAGUAUUGUACAGAUCAUGAAGCAAUAAAUGUUGAUUGUGGUGGGUUGAAUUGUUGUCUUUGUUAAAAAUAAUUUAGCAACCUAUAAAUCAAGAUUAAUACAUUUUCAAUUGAAAUAUUUAUCUGCAAGGGAAUAUAAUUAUAGUUCUUGAAGGACUUCAAUGAGAAUAAAUUGUUUUCAAAACAUUACAAUUCUUUCCAAGUUCUGUUAGUUAUGUCAUAGGAAAUUGUUAAAGAUAAUGGCAAUCUCAUGUUAUAUUCAUUGUAACUGGGAAUUAAUUGUGUAUGUUAGAGAACAAAAAUUAAAAUAUGGAAACAGUCUGUGUUUUUAAAGAAAUU